CACCCACAAGCUCGACAGUGACAUAUACUCUUUUAUUGGAGGUCAACAUGUCCCCGAUUAGAUAAAAAAAAUGCCAGUAACAUUUGGGAGCAGAGAGGAAUUUAGUGGCUUGGGAGCGGUGUCGCCGAGAACUUAAUUACAGCUUUGCUCUUUGUUCUAUACGGUAGAGGAGGCCAGGAGGCGUGGGCGUUGAAGGCCUUCUCGCACGGCGGCAAGUCACCGCUCAAGUAAGCUUCACAGUAUAGCGGCGGCAAUGUUGUGCGGCCGGCGCUGUGGAUUGGGCUUGCAGCAAUGAAAAAUGUUUGGUUAACUGUUCGGGCAGUGUGGAAGUCCUCAUGAAUAACUAUCCACAUUGUAAUAAGUCAGACUCACAAAACUUCAUCUUCUUUCUCUACCAAAUUGAUACUUUAUCACCAAUUUAGCAGACAGAAAGCAAGAAAAGAACAUGUUCAAGCUCAUUCCAAGGGAGCUCUCAAUCUCAAGAUCAUUCCUUUUACAUGCAUUUAACAGGAAAUUCUCUAUCCCAUCAGAGAGGCGACUUGAAGGUAAGGUAGCCUUGAUUACUGGAGCCGCAUCUGGUAUUGGGAAAGCAACUGCAACCAAAUUCAUCAGCAAUGGCGCUAAAGUCGUCAUUGCAGACAUCCAAGAGCAGUUGGGCAGAGAUACUGCCACGGAGCUCGGAGAAAACGCUGCCUUCAUAGCCUGUGACGUCUCCGAAGAAUCCGACAUCUCCUCCGCCGUGGAUUUCGCAGUGUCUUGCCAUGGUAAACUCGACAUCAUGUACAACAAUGCUGGCAUUCCGUGCCGGACCCCAUUUAGCAUUGUUGACUUGGACAUGACAGAGUUUGACCGUGUGAUGUCGAUCAACGUUCACAGCGUGGUGGCGGGGAUCAAGCACGCUGCCCGCGUGAUGAUCCCACGCCGUUCGGGCUCCAUAUUGUGCACGGCCAGCGUGACAGGGGUAAUGGGAGGAUUAGCACAACACACAUAUAGCAUAUCCAAGUCCUCUGUCAUCGGAAUAAUGAAAUCUGCCACAGCUGAACUAUGCAAGCACGGGAUUCGGGUGAACUGCAUUUCGCCUUACGCCAUUCCAACGGCCUUUUCGAUACCGGAAAUGAAGGAAUACUUCCCCGACAUCGAUGAUCAGGUGCUUGCCAGAAUGUUACACAAGUCCGGGGUGCUGGAAGGAGCUCGUUGUGAACCUAGUGACAUUGCCCACGCCGCUGUUUAUUUGGCCUCCGACGAUGCCAAGUAUGUCAGCGGACAGAAUCUGGUGGUUGACGGUGGUUUUACAUCAAUCAAAACUUUGAACCUCCUCAUGCCUGAUCAGAUUCAAUAAGCUGCAUGUUGAUCUGAAGACAUAUAUUGAAAGGGGGAUUUCACUAACACAUACCAUCUUCUUGAAUUACAAUAACCAUGCCUUUAUAUCACGUCAAAUAUAUAUGAGUAAUUUACUCUUUUUUUUUUUUUGCAAUAAAAAGAUUUAACUAGCAUUGAUCAAAU
Cuscuta europaea is the source of this 1503-nucleotide messenger RNA. The record is from the annotation of a GenBank genome assembly. Lineage: Eukaryota; Viridiplantae; Streptophyta; Magnoliopsida; Solanales; Convolvulaceae.